AAGCGGUCCGUUCUAACCAUUGGCUGUGUGUGGUUUUGCGCUUCUGUAGAUGAAUUCGCUGUCAAUGGCCCGCUGGUGGACCUGUUUUCUAUGAAUGCCUUGGCUUCUUACAGCCAAAAUGCCAAGUAUUUCAGUUGUUAUGGAUAUGUUAUAUUUUGUAUGGAUAUUUCCAAUGGUAGGGGCUGUCGAAGAAAUACUCAUGGACUCUACGACGGCAACAGCAGAGCUGGGAUGGACUAUCUACCCAGCAUUGGGGUGGGAGGAGGUGAGUGGAUACGACGAGAACAUGAACACCAUCCGCACUUACCAGGUGUGCAAUGUCUUUGACAACAACCAGAACAACUGGGUACGCACCAAGUACAUCAGCCGGCGAGGGGCCCAGCGCAUCCACGUGGAGAUGAAGUUCUCGGUGCGGGACUGCAGCUCCAUCCCCAGCGUCCCCGGCUCCUGUAAGGAGACCUUUAACCUUUACUACUACGAGACGGACUCAGACACGGCCAAUAAGGUGUCCCCGGCCUGGAUGGAAAACCCCUGGAUCAAGGUCGACACCAUCGCAGCCGACGAGAGCUUCUCCCAGGUGGAUCUGGGCGUCCGAGUGAUGAAAAUCAACACGGAGGUACGAAGCUUCGGCCCUGUGUCACGCCAAGGCUUCUAUCUGGCCUUCCAGGACUAUGGUGGCUGCAUGUCGCUCAUCGCCGUGCGCAUCUUCUACAGGAAGUGCCCCCUCGUGGUCCUGAACGGCGCCGUGUUCCCCGAGACCCUGUCAGGGGCGGAGAGCACCUCCCUGGUGGCAGCACGGGGCGUGUGUGUGCCCAACGGGGAGGAGGUGGACGUACCCAUCAAGCUCUACUGUAAUGGGGACGGGGAGUGGAUGGUGCCCAUCGGGCGCUGCAUGUGCAAGGCUGGGCACGAGGCGGUGGAGAAUGGCACCGUGUGUCGAGCGUGUGGCUCGGGGUUCUUUAAGUCUUCCCAGGGGGACCACCUGUGUCUCCAGUGUCCCAUCAACAGUCGCACCACCAACGAGGGGGCCACCAACUGUGUGUGCCGCAACGGGUACUACCGCAGCGACUCGGAUCCCCCGCAGAUACCCUGCACCACCAUCCCCUCCGCGCCCCAGAGUGUAAUCUCAAUCGUGAACGAGACAUCCCUGAGGUUGGAGUGGAGCACGCCACGCGAUGGCGGGGGCCGCGAGGACGUGGUCUACAACAUCAUCUGUAAGAGCUGUGGAGGGGGCCGGGGAGGCUGUACACGCUGCGGGGACAACGUCCAGUUCAUCCCUCGUCAACUGGGCCUGACGGAGACCAGCGUCCACAUCAGUGACCUGCUGGCCCACACGCAGUACACCUUUGAGAUCCAGGCAGUCAACGGGGUCUCCGACCAGAGCCCCUACUCACCACACUACUCCUCAGUCAACAUCACCACCAACCAGGCCGCACCAUCGGCCGUGUCGAUUAUGCACCAGGUGAGCCGGACACCUGACAGCAUCACUCUCUCCUGGUCCCAACCGGACCAGCCCAACGGCCUCAUACUGGACUAUGAGCUGCAGUACUAUGAUAAGAGCAUGGCAGAGUGGAACUCAUCGGUGGUGCGCAGUCAGACCAACACAGCAGUCAUCCGUGGCCUGAAGCCCGGAGCUAUAUACGUCUUCCAGGUACGGGCUCGAACAGUGGCCGGAUUCGGACGCUUCAGCGGAAAGAUGUACUUUCAGACCAUGACCGAAGAGGAGUACAAGUCCAGCUUUCAGGAGAAGCUCCCCCUCAUCAUUGGCUCAGCUGCUGCAGGUGUCGUCUUAAUCAUCGCUGUCGUCGUAUUGGUCAUCGUCUGCAAUCGAAGAAGCUCUGAGAGAACAGAAUCUGAAUACACAGACAAGGUGCAGCACUACACCAGUGGCCACAUGUCUCCAGGAAUGAAGAUCUAUAUUGACCCCUUCACUUAUGAGGACCCCAACGAGGCAGUGAGGGAGUUUGCCAAAGAGAUUGACACCUCCUGUGUCAAGAUCGAGCAAGUCAUUGGCGCAGGAGAGUUUGGGGAAGUGUGCAGCGGGAACCUGCGUCUCCCUGGGAAGAGAGAGAUCCUGGUGGCCAUUAAGACACUGAAGGUGGGCUACACAGAGCGCCAGAGGCGGGACUUCCUGUCUGAGGCAUCCAUCAUGGGUCAGUUUGACCACCCCAACAUCAUCCACCUGGAGGGCGUGGUUACCAAGAGCGCCCCCGUCAUGAUCAUCACUGAGUUCAUGGAGAACGGAUCGCUGGACUCCUUCCUCAGGCAAAAUGACGGGCAGUUCACGGUGAUCCAGCUGGUGGGCAUGCUACGUGGCAUUGCGGCGGGCAUGAAAUACCUAAAUGACAUGAACUACGUGCACCGGGACCUUGCUGCCCGCAACAUCCUGGUCAAUAGUAACCUGGUGUGUAAGGUGUCUGACUUCGGGCUCUCGCGGUUUCUGGAGGAAGACACAUCAGAUCCCACCUACACCAGCGCCCUGGGAGGGAAGAUCCCUAUCCGAUGGACCGCCCCGGAAGCCAUUCAGUACAGGAAGUUCACCUCUUCCAGUGACGGGUGGAGCUAUGGCAUCGUCAUGUGGGAGGUGAUGUCAUACGGAGAGAGACCCUACUGGGACAUGAGUAAUCAAGAUGUGAUCAAUGCCAUAGAGCAGGACUACCGGUUGCCCCCGCCCAUGGACUGUCCUAGUGCCCUGCACCAGCUCAUGCUGGACUGCUGGCAGAAGGACCGCAACAACCGGCCCAAGUUCAGCCAGAUUGUCAACAACCUGGACAAGAUGAUCCGCAACCCCAACAGUCUGAAGGCCAUGACACCGCUGUCAUCAAGUGUGCACCUACCUCUGCUAGACCGCAGCACGCCUGACUUCUCCAGCUUCAGCACCGUGGAUGAGUGGCUGGAUGCCAUCAGGAUGGGCCAGUACAAGGAGAACUUUGCCAAUGAGGAGUUCACCAGCUUCGAUGUGGUCUCCCAAAUGACCACAGAGGACAUCCUCCGAGUAGGGGUAACGCUAGCAGGCCACCAAAAGAAGAUCCUGAACAGUGUCCAGUCCAUGCGGGCCCAGAUGAACCAGAUCACCUCUGUGGAGGUCUGACCUCUAGACGAGAAGGACACCAGACUAUACCGGACCACCAGCCUGGUCUCCCUGUCAGACUGUGACCCUCCACCCCCAUCAGACCCCUUUCUCUAGACCAUCCUCCCCUGAGUUCAGUCAACAGUCUGCAGCCCGUACUGUACGGUCAGUCUGGUCAGUUUGCAGCCGUGCUCAGUCCACAACCACCACCCCCUCGUAUGUUAAGUCUGUCUCUAGUGCUGAGCCUACGACGGUGUCCAGACUGUGUCCAGUCUCCAACUGCAGCCUGUCUGUGUUGAGUGCACAGCUGCAGCCCCUCCCAUUGUUUGUAGUAGGAUAUUGUUUACAGUCUAUUAGUUGGAUAUGAUUUCUACUAGUCCCCAGACUGAAACUCAACAACAAGACUGCCCUUUAAAAGGGCUAUUAAGAGAAGGUUGCGACCAGACUUCAUAGGACUUUACUUUUUCUGAGGGUAUCAGCGACUCCAACAAUAUGACCAGUACUCUGAACGGAGUGGAUGGAAAAAUUGUAGACUACAAUACAGUUCCAUAGACUUUAUGGAUGUAAAAUGAAAUGACUCAUCUUCUGGAAGCAUCAGACUCAGCGUUCUUGUGAAUAAUGCUCUCUUUUGACAAUUAGAAAAUUGUGGAGAUUAUAUUUCUGUUUGCUAUCUACAGUACCUACACUUCUAAUCUCUUGAAAAUACGUUUUGAACGUUUUUUUAAAACCUUUGAACACACUACUUCCAACAGCCCAAAAUAACCAUAAUAUAAAUGUAAUGUAUUGUGCAUGUCAUUGUCUGGUACAUAUCAGAUGCACUUGACUCUCUGUCUGCAGACUAUGCGCUGCACGUAGCGCCCCAUGGUUGCUAGGGUUCUCAGUCGGGGUCUCAAUUUACUGUGGAGAGUUAGAAAAGUAGAUUACACAAGGUGCAAUUUCAGCAGUUCAGCAGUUCCAAAAUGAUUGGGACAUUUUUACAAUUUUUGUUGUUGUUUUGGCUCUAUACUCCAGCACUUUGGAUUUGAAAUGACACAGUAACUAGGAGGUUAAAGUGCAGACUGUCAACUUUUUUUUGAGGAUAUUUUCAUUAAUAUCAGGUGAACCGUUUAGAAAUUACAGCACUUUUUGUACAUAGUCCCCCCCCAUUUUAGAGGACCAAAAGUAUUUGGAGAAAUUCACCUAUAUGUUUAUUAAAGCAUUUGCUGUUUGUUUUGGUUGUGUUUCAGAUUAUUUUGUGCCCAAUAGAAAUCUAUGGUAAAUAAUGUAUUGUGUUAUUUUGGAGUCACUUUUAUUGUAAAUAAGAAUAUAAUACGUUUCUUAACCCUUCUACAUUAAUGUGGAUGAUACAAUGAUUAUGGAUAAUCCUGAAUGAAUUAAAUAAAUAAUGAAUUAGUAAAUAAUGAUGAGUGAGAAAGUUACAGAAGCAUAAAUAUAUCUCUCUUCGAAAAAGGCUAAGCUCCCAUGUUAUAUGAAAUGAUAAGAGGGUAGCAUGUCUUGAGGGUAUGAUAUUUCUGCAUCUAACUUUCUCACUCAUUAUCACUCACGAUUCAUUCAGGACUAUCAAUAAUCAUUGUAUCAUCCACAUUAAUGUAGAAGUGUUUAGAAACAUAUGAAACAUACCCUCAAAUGUAAGCUGACAGUCUGCACUUUAACCUCAUAGUCAUUGUAUAAUUUCAUAUCCAAGAGGUUGGAGUACAGAGUCAAAACAACAAAAAAUGUGUCACUGUCACAAUAUUUUGGAGGUCACUAUAUUGUCAGUCAGUGGCAGUCACUCAAUUAGCCCAUGUCAGCUAACCAAAUCUUGUUUAGGGUCCCCAAAAGCCUAGGGGCUCUCCGUUGUUUCUCUCUCUUCUGGGGAUCACAGGUUGCCAUAGCCACUGAACCAUGUCGGCCAUUUUCAUUGUUUUGGAGUUCUGCUCCGUGCAAUCUUUGCUUCAGUGACUCAGUGAGUAGUUUUUUUAAUGUUUCUAUGUGCACCUUAAUGAUGAAGUAGGAUGGGCGCUACCAUUAAUUCUUCCAUUACAGAAUUGUUGUGUGCAAAGUUUAGAUUACGCUUUCAUUUUGCCCUCUGCUAUGUUUAAAGGAUCUCAUGUGAAUACCAAUGUAGUUUGGUCCUGUCAUGAAAAAGCACUUGCCCUCCCCUUUACAAAAUGGCUGCCUUAGGUUAUGCAGCCAGGUGUUCAAAACUGUACUUGCACAAAAUGGCAAUCUCUGAAGCUCCACAGGUGGGAAAUGAUCAGAAAAGGAGCCUGUUGGUACUUAAAAGACUUCACAGAACACUGUGCUCAUUUGGUUGGUUUUUAAAUAGUUUUUGUUUUUUGUUUUUAUAGUGCUACAUAUGAUCACCUUUGACAGUAUGGAGCUGUGAAUUGUCACGUAAUCUGGGGUCAUACACUGCCGGCAUAUUGACAUGUAUAUACUGUUGCCGUUACUAUUUAAAAAGCUAGAACACGUGUUUAUGAAUCGUCUCAGAGAAAAGUGGGGACUUUUUAAAGAAAUGGAUGAAAGGUCAAUUAAAAAACGGACGGGCUUCAGUUUUUGUUGUACUGAGUGGUAGGGUAUACGUCUUCCUCCUAUUGUGCCAGCACAAAUCACAACAAGUUUACACGUUGAUACUCCGUCCAUAACGUACUGAACUUGAGGUUCAGGGAUCAGCAGGAAAACAUUUGAAAUGUUUUUGAAAAGUGUUGUUCUAAGCAGCCAAAAGAUACUAGACAAGUAAAACCAGGAUAUUGCAACCUCUGCUCUUUGAGUGCUACAGUGUCUGCAUGCUUCCAUUGUCUCAGCACUUCAUGGAUAAAUCCCAAUCAGCCAUUCCAUAGGGCAUCUCACAUAGCAUUUAAUAGUUAUAAAUAAGGUACUAAUUAGGAGACACCUCAAUGAGACAACAGUGUUAUUAAAAUGUUAUACUACUGCUACCCAACCAACAAACUCUGCUUUUCUUGGGAAAAGAGACACUUUCCACUUCAAUAAAUAGGGAUAUGUUCUUCCAAAUACUAUCAUCUGCUGUUCUUUACAGAUACAUUGUCCUCAUCUUAUUAUGUAUUAUCUGUUGUUUAGCAUAGCUUCUCAUCAAGGUACAGCUUGUGCAUUGAUGUGUUGGAAGCUUUGCUAUUUGAUCAUAUAGGAUAGCCCCAGACACUAAUUUACUUUGUUUUUAUAGGCCUAGCAUAACAAGUGGGGAGGCAAUGUACUAUACAAGACCUGAAUUUGUGAAUGAAGGAAGACUGUCAAAUCAAACAAAUCUUUAUUUGUUUAUGUUUUUGCUUCUGUCAACAAAUACACUCAGAAAGAACCUGCCAUCUCUGUGUGUGCCAUUUGCUAACAAAAGAAACCAAAAUGGACGCUUCUACUGUAACCUCAAGUCAAUAUUGUUGUGCCCUCUCUAUAUGACCACAUUUAAGUUUUUGUCAUUCUCUGUGUGUAAAAAGAACUCUCAUUCUCUAUGCUGGUCCCAUGUUAAAACUGUACUAUUACUAUACCUCUAUACCAUUAUAGUACCUUUUCCACAUUCUUUCACUUUGGUCCUCCGUCCUUGGUCUACCAGCCCCCCCUCCCCAUCCAGUCCUAACCACUGUGAUUGCAUUGGGACGUUUUGUUUUCUGUAUAAAUGUACAUUGACUGUAACCCUGUGAAGGAUGUAACAAUUUUAAUUAUUUGUAAUACUGUUAUUUGUCUAUUUUUAUUUUUUUUUAAAGACAAAAGAAAAGAAAACAACAUCUACAACAACAAACUGAAAGCCGGUACAACUGUUUCAAUAAUAAUAAUAAAAUAUUGGUUACA
Messenger RNA from Oncorhynchus mykiss (rainbow trout), 6853 nucleotides. RefSeq names its product ephrin type-B receptor 2. Gene Ontology annotation, cellular component: plasma membrane; dendrite. Gene Ontology annotation, biological process: protein phosphorylation; axon guidance; ephrin receptor signaling pathway. NCBI's taxonomy places the organism in Eukaryota, Metazoa, Chordata, Actinopteri, Salmoniformes, Salmonidae. The record is from RefSeq and is a predicted model, not a curated record. Gene Ontology annotation, molecular function: transmembrane-ephrin receptor activity; protein binding; ATP binding.